GGCGCGGCGCGGCCGGGCUGCUGGGCGGCCGGCUGGGGCGCGAGGCUGAGGCGGUCCCGGGACCGACGCUGCUGGAGCGCGAGCGGAGCAGAGGCCUCAGCCGGGGCAGAGGGAACUGCGGGAGCAGGGCGGGCUGGGCUCCAUGGCGCCAGCGGCGUCGGCUUGAGCAGCGCGGGCAGUGGCGGGUGGCGGCCGCAUUCGGCCGCGCCUCUUCUUCGCCAUGGGGGACGUGCUGUCCACGCACCUGGACGACGCCCGGCGCCAGCACAUCACAGAGAGAACUGGAAAGAUCCUGACGGAGUUCCUUCGUUUUUAUGAGGACCAGUAUGGCGUCGCCCUCUUCAACAGCAUGCGGCAUGAGAUUGAGGGUACUGGGACACCACAGGCCCAGCUGCUCUGGCGAAAGGUGCCCCUGGACGAGCGCAUCAUCUUCUCGGGAAACCUCUUUCAGUACCAGGAGGAUAACAAGAAGUGGCGGAACCGCUUCAGCCUCGUGCCCCACAACUACGGGCUGGUGCUCUACGAGAACAAAGUGGCCUAUGAGCGGCACGUCCCACCCCGAGCUAUCAUCAACAGUGCAGGCUACAAAAUCCUCACCUCCGUGGACCAGUACCUGGAGCUCGUUGGCAACUCUUUACCAGGGACCACAUCGAAGUCGGGCGCCGCCCCCAUCCUCAAGUGCCCCACGCAGUUCCCACUCAUCCUCUGGCAUCCUUCCGCGCGCCAUUACUACUUCUGCAUGAUGACAGAAGCCGAGCAGGAUAAGUGGCAAGCUGUCUUGCAGGACUGCAUCCGGCACUGCAACAAUGGGAUCCCUGAGAACUCCAAGGUGGAGGGCCCCGCAUUCACAGACGCUAUCCGCAUGUACCGCCAGUCGAAGGAGCUGUACGGCACCUGGGAGAUGCUGUGUGGCAAUGAGGUGCAGAUCCUGAGCAACCUUGUGAUGGAGGAGCUGGGCCCUGAGCUGAAGGCGGAGCUCAGCCCGCGGCUGAAGGGGAAACCGCAGGAGCGACAGCGGCAGUGGAUCCAGAUCUCGGACGCUGUGUACCGCAUGGUAUAUGAGCAGGCCAAAGCGCGCUUCGAGGCGGUGCUAUCCAAGCUGCAGCUGGCCCGGCCGGCCAUGGAGGCGGUUAUCCGCACCGACAUGGACCAGAUCAUCACCUCCAAGGAGCACCUGGCCAGCAAGAUCCGAGGCUUCAUCCUCCCCAAGGCAGAGGUGUGUGUCCGGAACCACGUCCAGCCCUACAUCCCGUCCAUCCUGGAGGCCCUCAUGGUGCCCACCAGCCAGGGCUUCACUGAGGUGCGGGACGUCUUCUUCAAGGAGGUCACCGACAUGAACCUGAAUGUCAUCAACGAGGGCGGCAUCGACAAGCUGGGCGAGUACAUGGAGAAGCUGUCCCAGCUGGCCUACCACCCACUCAAGAUGCAGAGCUGCUAUGAGAAGAUGGAGCCGCUGAGGCUCGAUGGGCUGCAGCAGCGUUUCGAUGUGUCCAGCACGUCCGUGUUCAAGCAGCGAGCCCAGAUCCACAUGCGUGAGCAAAUGGACAAUGCCGUGUACACCUUCGAGACACUCCUGCACCAGGAGCUGGGGAAGGGGCCCACCAAGGAGGAGCUGUGCAAGUCCAUCCAGCGGAUCCUGGAGCGGGUGCUGAAGAAAUAUGACUAUGACAGCAGCUCUGUGCGGAAGCGCUUCUUCCGGGAGGCGCUGCUGCAGAUCACCAUCCCGUUCCUGCUCAAAAAGCUGGCCCCCACCUGCAAGUCGGAGCUGCCCCGGUUCCAGGAGCUGAUCUUCGAGGACUUUGCCAGGUUCAUCCUGGUGGAGAACACAUACGAGGAGGUGGUGUUGCAGACCGUCAUGAAGGACAUCCUGCAGGCCGUGAAGGAGGCUGCCGUGCAGAGGAAACACAACCUGUACCGGGACAGCGUGGUCUUGCAUAAUAGUGACCCCAACCUGCACCUGCUGGCUGAGGGCACGCCCAUCGACUGGGGUGAGGAGUAUGGUGGCAGUGGUCGUGGUGGUGGCAGCAGUGGGGAUAGUGGCAGCCCCGGCUCCCAUGUCCCAGAAGUAGCCACCAUCUCGGAAAAGCGACGGCGUACCAAGCAGGUGGUGUCUGUGGUCCAGGACGAGGAGGCAGGGCUGCCCUAUGAGGCUGGCUCUGAGCCACUGUCACCUGCGUCCCUGGACAGUGUCACUGAGCUCCGUGGCCUGCUGGCCCAGAAUCUGCGUGCUGAGAGCCCCCCUCUGGCCAGCCCCCUGCUCAAUGGGGCCCCUGUGCAGGAGAGCACCCAGCCCGCGGCCACCCCCAAGGCCAACUCACCGCCCGCCUCGCCCCUCCGGCAACUCCCGCCUGGAAAGGCUGCGGACCUUGAGCCCCCCAAGCCCAGCGACCAGGAGACCGGGGAGCAGGUGUCCAGUCCCGGUGGCCGUCCCACCAUCCACACCACCACCGAGGACAGCGCAGGGGUGCAGACUGAGUUCUAGGCUGGUCGCCCCUGAGCUUCUGUUGGACAAGGCACAUGGGCUCCUCCCUCCGAGGCCCUGGCAGGCGUGGCUCCAGGCAAGAGGACCGAUCUGUGCCUCUGGGUGGCGGUGGGGCUGGGCGGGGAUGGGCCCACCCGAGUCACUUUACUGGGUUUGGUCAUACUUUGUUGCUCCCUGUUUUCUCUUCUGUGGGGUUUCCUCUUCGUGCUGGGGGCUGAGCACAGCUGAGGGGGCUGGGGAGCGUCCCGUGGCCCCAGUUCCCUGGGUCCACUCUUCCUGCCCUUCCUCUGUGGCCUGUUUCCCUCGUGGGUCUUGCCAUCCUUGCAAAGAGGGAGGUAUAGGCACUGUCUGCUGUGACUCAGAGCCCAUGAAUUCUCUCCCGUCACCCGGCGCUCAUUGGAACCGGGAACCAGGAGCGCUGAGGUCCAGCUCUGCACCCCUCCCCCCUCCCUGAUCUUCCCGACUGGGCCCAGAGGCCAGUUUGGGAGUGGACCUUGGUCUCAUUUUCCCCGCCCUGGGUGAGGGGGGAUACAAGGAGGGGGUCUGCAGGCUAGAGCCAGGCUGGGGGAUGCGAGGGGAGGGGUGCCAUGAAGGGGGUUGGGGCUGUGGGCCUGGGGAUGAAAUGAGAAAGGCGCAGUAAGUGCUGGUCUGGGCAGAGGAGGUGUCAGAGGGCAGGAAGAGGGGCAGAAGGCGCAGCCCUGCUGAGGUGCUGCUGGGAGUGUGCGGACGGAGGCAAGAGGGUAGAGGGAGCGUUGCUGGAAGCCAGGCAGCCUUCAGGCCUGCUUCGCCCCCACUUCCAGCCCCGGCUGUCUCCUACCACUUGCUUGCUGGGAUCCAGUCUUCGGGAGUCCGUCCAUUCCCUGCCCUUCUGUACCCACACAUGCUGGGGCUGAGGGGAGGGUGGCACGUUGCUCACGUUGCUCAGAGGCAGGCUUUAGUGGGUGUGGAUUCUGUUGUCUUCUGCGGGCCACCUCCAAGGUACGCACUGUCCAUGGAGGGAGCUGGGGGGCUCCUGAGGGGCCAUGGCUCCCCAAGGCACUGCUGGUGGCCUGAGGAUUUGGGGUCAGGAUGGCUUGGCCCCUGCUACCUGAGUCACUAAGUCACCUCACCCUUUACGAAUAUGAAUCUCUUCGAAUAUGAAGGCCGGCUGUCCUCCCUCAGCUUCUUGUUCUGGGGGGUGAGGGUAAAGCUGAGGCAGCCCCAGUCUGGCAGCCCCACACCCCUUCCCUGCUCUGAGGAGAGGGUGGGCAGGGCAGAAACUGACUCGUCAGGGUCCUCAGGGUGGGGCCCCCACCCACCCCUGCAUCCUCUGUCCCCUGGAUCUGCUUCCUGGGCCCUGGCCUUGGACCCCCAGGAUGUGUGGUGGUGGCUGGUGCUCAGGGCCCCCCCGUUUUCCCCAGCCCCAAUCUCAAACAUCUCACUACAUUCCGUCUUAAGAUGCUCUCAUUUAGUGCCUUUUUGGGGGAUUUUCCAAUCGUUCUUCCCAGAUUGUAUUGAAAAUAUUAUGCAAACUGUUUAAGCUUUUACUAAUCAAUAAAUGCUUUAUUUAAAGCCA
Molecule: messenger RNA, 4037 nt
Organism: Rhinolophus ferrumequinum (greater horseshoe bat)
Lineage: Eukaryota; Metazoa; Chordata; Mammalia; Chiroptera; Rhinolophidae
Gene: NIBAN2
Product: niban apoptosis regulator 2
Exons: 14
Coding region: 221-2482 (753 amino acids)
Source: RefSeq, a predicted model, not a curated record